CCGAAACUGAAAUCAAUCCAUAAUUAUGUAGGUGCUGCUAGUGUGGUGCGGAAAACAGUUGCUGGCUCGUCAAGUUUGUUCCAUGCGGCACCAGAAUGUCGACCCGUUCGCAGCUAACAAAAGAUCUAAACGAGAGUGUGAAAACACUUCUUGGACGACACACCAAAAUUCUGGUGAAGUAUAUGGUCAAAUUAGAAGUUAAGAGCGAUAAAACUGAGAAUCGAGUUUUGGUUUUCACGCCGGUGCGAGUGUAUCUGCUUACAGCCAAAGUACCGACAAGGAUAGACUGCCAUUUUCACUAUCUAGAUAUACAAUCGAUCGAAAGUCGGAAGCCAACCCAUUUUACAAUAACCACCAAUGAUAAAAGCUACUCUUUCUCGACGAUUGGCGAUGCGGGAAGUUUUACAUCGAAUGCCGAUGUUAUUCUGACGGAUUUAUCUUCUGCAAUCAAGCAGAUCUUUCCAACCGUCCCACUGCGGUACAUAAUUCGAAAGAUCGAUGUUAAUCCCAUCGAACGCACGUCGAUAUUCUCCGACGAGCUGCGCCCAUCAGACCCGCGCAAUGUGGGCCCUUGCGGUGGCUUCAGCAUGCAGUACGCCUGCAUGUGCGAUCAGCAUGCGGUGCAGUACCGCGAGGAGGUCGCCUGGGACAUCGAUACGAUCUACCUGUCCCACGAUGCUCGGGUGCUCAAUUUGCGCGACUUCGACCAUCUGGAGCAGAAGGAUCUGAUGGCGAUUGUGGCCGCACUCGAGUAUAAUACCUUCUUCCGGGGGCUGAAGGCGACCCACACGCGGCUGUCGACGGAAACGCUCGAACGAGUGCUACAAGUGCUCCGGCGAUCGCUGUGGCUCGAGGAACUGCAUCUGGAAGCGCUGGGAUUAAAGUCUGACUUUAUACAUAAGCUAGCUGUUGCUGUGAUAUCUAAUUCCGCGCCUGCUUUGCGAUCCAUUGAUUUGAGCCAUAAUUUGAUCGAGGACAAAGGUGCUACUCAUUUGGCUGGUCCAAUAGCAAAAAUGUCCAAAGGCUUCUCCAAGCUGGCUCUCGCACACUGCGGCCUCAGUGCUAAGGGCGUCAAUCAGUUGGCCCAUUCGCUGUCGCUGAAUCAAAACAUUUCCAGCUCCCUCACGUAUCUCGAUCUGAGCGGAAACAUUCUGAAGGACGACGUCAAUAAUCUUUACAAUUUUCUGGCACAACCUAACGUAAUCGAACACUUGGACAUCUCCCGGACGGAUACCACACUGGAAAGUGUUUUUGGAGCGCUUUUGCGUGGCUGCGCGACUCAUCUGCUUCAUUUGAACGUGUCGCACAAUAAUUUCGGCACAAAGAAGGGUAAAGAAAUCCCACCCUCGUUUAAGCAGUUCUUCACCAGCAGCCUCAGCCUUAAGCAUCUUAAUAUUGCCAGCUGCAAGUUGCCUCUGGAAGCGCUCAAGCAUCUUCUGCUCGGGCUGGCGUGCAACGAGUCGACGGCGGGUCUCUAUCUGGACUUAAGCGGAAACUCCCUCGGCUCGCAGGGUGCGCACGUGCUCGAGUCGUGCAUCCACGGAGUGCGGGUGUUAGCUAGCCUGGACAUCAGCGAUAACAACAUGGACUACGAGUUGGCCCACGUGUUGACGGCGAUCGGGAAAAAUCCCUCGAUACGCUCGCUGUACAUGAGCAAAUGUUUUACGGGCAUGAAGCUGAAGCACAUUGGCACGGUGAUGGAUUCGCUGGUGAAUCUGAUCCAGAAGGAUGACUUCCAGCUGCAGGAAUUAGUGCUGGCGGAAAACCGGCUCAAGACGGAUCUGCAUAACUUCAUUAAUGCACUCGGCAGCAACCAGCACCUGCAGAUGCUAGACAUUACGGGCAAUCUGAUGGGCGAUAUCGGAGCGCGGUUGCUUGCCAAAGCGUUGCAAAUCAACAAUAAGCUCAAAACGAUCGCCCUCGAUCGGAACAACGUUACGCUGCAGGGGUACGCGGACAUUGUGUACGCACUCGAGAACAACUUCUCCGUGCGUAACAUGCCGUUCCCGUUGCACGAUAUUGCACCCUGUUUGAAGCAACACCCGGAGCGUACCGAUGGACUGAUGAAGAAGAUGCAGGAACUGCUGUUCCGAAACGGUAAUGGGUUUAAGCGUACGCAUGGACAAGGUUUUCGGCUCCAGCAUGGUUUCCUGCUGUCCUCCACCCAUCAAGUACUCGACAAGCUGGUUGCCGAAACGCAGGAAACGAUGUCCUCACGCCAGAGCUCGCUCGACGGUAGUUUGUCACGGUUGUUGGAGGACGCGGAGAACUGCAAGCAACUGCUACCGAAGCUGCAAGAGUCGGUACGCUGCGAUCCGCAUCCGAUCGAGGUGCGCCUCGGAAAGAUGAAAACCGAACUUCACCAAUCGAUCAGAAGCUAUCUGCAGGAAACUAUGGAAACGAUGCUACGGACUGGCAUCGAACAGUGUCCGAAAACGCUCGGCUCGCAAGUGGUGCUGUCCGAGUUGCGCAAAGGCUGCGAAGAGCGCUUAACAAUUUCGGAGGAGUUUCUUCAAAGCUGUCUCGUGAACAGUGCCGGCGGGGAAGUAAUGAAUCGUAUCAGCGAAGUGGAACAAUCUUUGGCCAGUUUAAUCUCGGAUCGAGCUACGGAUGAGGUACUGGAGGCACUGACUCGCUACCGCAAAGGUUUGGGCAUUGCAGAGGGACCACUGGGCUACAGUGACGAUUUGUUGUCCCUGGACGGUACUAAAAAUAAUUCUAGUCAGAGCACUGAGCCGAUUGCAAGCUUUGAGCUUCGGGGUUUAGACCUUCCGAAACUGGGGCUGGAUUCACCAACGAAAUUGGAAUAUCUAAACCUAGCAACGCCACAACUGCAGCACAAGCGCCGUUCGAUAGCGCGCAAAGUGCGGCCACAGUCGGUGGUAGGGUUGGGUGUGGAAAACCUAAGCCUCGCCAACAUUCCGGAUGUGACCGAAGCCUCGAUCGCAAGCAGCGUAUCCCGCAGCAGUAGCAACAGCAGUGCGAAGAAGCGUGAAUCACCCAAUCCGAAGGAGGACGAGUGUUGCGAUUCGAUCACGGAGCUUCCGAGCCAGUCUCUUACGCUGCAGCACUUGGUUAAGGGCCGCCCGAAACGAGCGAAAACACGCGCUCCCAAGAAACCGGUCAUAGCGGACAACGUUGCUGCCGCCGGUACGGUCGUUAACGAGGGUAUCGAAUCGUUCUUCAGACCAGGAUCGGCCACACCCUCCACCCUGACACCACUUGUGUCCCCCACGUCGGAGGAGUACAGCUCUCUAAGCUUCGUCGACAGUCCCACGCUCAGCCGGGACGAUGGUGGCCGCUUCUCCAACGUGACCUCCGGAGAGACUACCCCGAUCCUCGAGGAACGCAAGCCACUUAAGCUGGACCGUUCGUCGCCGCUUUUAAAGGGUGUUAACUGGACCUCCCGGUCGCGCUCUUCGGACAACCUGGAGAAGGUAUCACCCUCGGUAAACCGCAAGUCACCGCUGGUUAAGGCGGCCACCGAGGUAGUAGAAACGCCACGGAGCGGUGAAGCACGACCGCUAGAGAACAAUGGCACGAUGAUGGUGUCCGGUACCGGCAGCAGCAGCAGCAAAUCUCCCAGCAACGAGUCGGUACGAAGCCACAACGUGGAGUCGUCCCUUGGGCCGCGCAUUGGCAAUGGGACGGGCCAGAAAACGCCCAUCAUUUCGCCCAAACCACGGCCCUGGUCUGUUCUGGGACACGAGUCGAAGGCCGAAUUCAACGAAUCGUCCGUCGAUAGCAUCGACACUGACGGCGAUUUGGUGCUCAUAUCGGGGCAAACGCCCGGUGGAUCGAUCGUCGGUAUUACGCCUGGUGCUAUAAGCGCUUCCGCCGGCAGUGGUGGGGGAGGAAGCAUACUUGGAAUAACACCGGGAGCGGUCAUUGAGAAGAAAUCGGUACGGGACAUGGCAGCCGGAUUGAAUAAGCUUGGAGGAGACACUAGUUGAAGGCCUGCAGAAAUCGUCAAGAAAAACAAUGUACAGAGAGUCCACCGUCUAUAAAGGCGAGGAUGCGGUCGAUGUGUAGUUUGCGAUCCACGUAAGGGGGUAGAUGGGAAGGAUAGGAGAUGUCACCCCCCGUGGCAUGAGAUCAAGCAUCACAAGCUCGUCCGACAGAGGAAUAAGCGCGGUGUACGGGACGUAGCAGUAUUCCGUGGAAUGAUAUUUAAAAUUCAACUGCAGUGAGUGAAGGGAAGCUUCCAUUUCUUUUUUGUUUACGUUUACUUUUAUUGAUAACCGUUUGUUUUUUACUAAGCUACACACAUUAUUUCACAACCGAUUUCCUUUCGAUGGGUGCGUGCGUAACAACAAAAGUAUUAUUUUUACAACCUGACGCGAAACCCCCCGCCGGGUGUUGCUUUUCUUUCAGGGAACCUCGCUCACUAUGCUUGCGAAAGGGACGAUGUUUCGAUGUGACUUUUUUUUUUUAUUUUAGGAUGUAACUUAACCCCUCUAGCUGGUACUGAUCGCCACAACCGCACGGUAGCUCAUUAAAAGACUGUUAUUACUGUCCUCCAAUUUUUGCAACGGAACGGUGCGUUAGAAGAAACUACAUAAUGAUAAAAUGAUCGACUUGUUUGCUUACUCUCUAACCUUAGGAGGUCUCUAAUCUUUUUUUUAACUAGGAAUGUUGAAAGUCUGAACGUAAGGUUAAGGGGAAAAUCAUUCCAUGCGCUUGACAUUGUGGAACAGCACAUAUGUUUGCUGUGAUGGGAAAAAGCAACUGAACAAGUAACAUACCGAGUAACAUUGUAUGACUCUACGUUUCAUAGUUAAAACCAUUUGCUCUCACUGCAAUGCAAUACCUUUCCGUACUACGGCGUAUAGUGGAAAACUGAAGAACUGUGCCAAACAAGAUAUAAAAAGGGAGAAAAUCGAAAUCAGCAGCGAAUUAAACCACCACCCCAACCACACAUUGUGUAACUAUAGAUACAUCGAUAAUCGUACACGCGUUGAAAGUAACGUCAGCGAACGUAGAAUACCGUAGAAUAGUGCGACACGUUAGAUCAAUUACAACUUUUGCAUGAUUCGAUCGGAACCACACACAUUAUCUCGUUAGCGUUUGCGUUCAAUAAUGAUAGACGAAAGAGCACAAAUAGCAUAACCCCACACUAGAGAGAUGGACGGAUUUCAGAAACGAACUUCCGAAUGGAACGAAGUGCUCAGGACUGAUAGAAGGACUCGUGUCUACGACAGCCGCGACGGAAUGCUUGUGCGGAAAGUUAGAGCCUUCAUUCGACAUUCCCAUUUAUACAUCAUACUAUAAACUCUUAACACACAGGAACACACCCCUACCCCCCCAUAGCACGGCCAAACGGUGUGAUAUAUAUAGAUCAAGUGCACCUGGAUGGAAAAGCAGGGGUAACAACGAAAAGAUCAGGGUUUCUCGCGACCCGUUCAGUAGUAAUAAACGUUAUAAUAACACUCGUAUGUAUUCAAACUAGCAUGAUCCGUUGUGGGUGAGAUUGAAUAAACAUGAAACUGCAUAACUGCUGUUAGUUAUCCUUUCCCGAUACGCAAGGCAUUAGUAGUUGGAACAUUAAAGCAAGUACGUAAUAACCGAUUGUAUGAUUAAAUAAAGCAAGUCA
Anopheles coustani is the source of this 5593-nucleotide messenger RNA. It is a transcript of the gene LRR, whose product is annotated as F-actin-uncapping protein LRRC16A. The record is from RefSeq and is a predicted model, not a curated record. The coding region runs from base 96 to 3953 and encodes 1285 amino acids. Gene Ontology annotation, biological process: cell migration; regulation of Arp2/3 complex-mediated actin nucleation. Lineage: Eukaryota; Metazoa; Arthropoda; Insecta; Diptera; Culicidae. Gene Ontology annotation, molecular function: protein binding. The transcript has 19 exons. Gene Ontology annotation, cellular component: lamellipodium; plasma membrane.